Molecule: messenger RNA, 692 nt
Organism: Diaporthe batatas
Lineage: Eukaryota; Fungi; Ascomycota; Sordariomycetes; Diaporthales; Diaporthaceae
Exons: 2
Coding region: 131-439 (102 amino acids)
Source: RefSeq, a predicted model, not a curated record
AACAAGUCCAUUCGUCGUUCAACUGUCGCGCGAGGGAAGCACCGACGCAACGCCCUCCGCCCUCCCAACACACGCAUCCAUCCAGCACCUAGUCGAUUGCACCUGCCGCCUAACUCCACAGUCACCCGCAAUGCCGACCCCCGAGUCCGAGGCUUUCCUGGCCAAGAAGCCGACCGUGCCACCAACCUUCGAAGGCGUCGACUACGAUGACAACAAGCGCCUCAAGCAGGCCCAGGACGCCAUCAUCCGGGAGCAGUGGGUGCAGGUCAUGAUGGGACGGCUCGUCCGGGAGGAGCUGAGCAAGUGCUACUACCGGGAGGGCGUCAACCACCUGGAGAAGUGCGGCGCUUUGCGAGAGCGGUAUCUGCAGUUGCUUGAGAAGCACAGAGUUCGGGGUUACCUGUUUGAACAACAAAACCAGCAGGCGAAGAACGCAUGAGGGGAACCGUUUUCCGGGCAUCUUCAAAUUCAUCUACAAGCGAUUCUCGUCGCAAUUGGCCCAGGUAAAUGGAUGUUGAGAGAAUCCCUCGAGUUGAUCGGGCGGGAGACCUGCGGCUGGUCUACGGAAAUGUGCAUGCAAUUGGAGCCACAGGCUCUUGCAAUCUGUGCAUCUAGACAGUGAUUUGAAGACAGAAGAAAAUAUUCACCGACCAAAUGCCAUGUAUACCCCACCAUGGCAAAGCCAUUGAACG